Messenger RNA from Heterobasidion irregulare TC 32-1, 480 nucleotides. RefSeq lists its product as uncharacterized. The coding region runs from base 1 to 480 and encodes 159 amino acids. The transcript has a single exon. NCBI's taxonomy places the organism in Eukaryota, Fungi, Basidiomycota, Agaricomycetes, Russulales, Bondarzewiaceae. The record is from RefSeq and is a predicted model, not a curated record.
AUGAAACACCUUUUGCAUUUUUUACUGGACCGAAGGCACUGCGAUCGAUGUAGUCCUGGUGACUGUCCUAGUAAGAUGGCUGAAGUCAGUGACGUGGCCUGGCCUGGCGCGUGCGACAUUUUCAUCACAUGCCAACGACUCCCGUUGCGGUUAUCAUCAUCAUAUACCGUCAGUGGAGAAUCUGAAGUUCACCGUGAGUGCGUCUUUCGUCUGCUACAUGGUGACUCAGAUAGCUCAAUCGCUAGAGUAGGGCAAAUCCAAAGCCGAAUAUUCACGUGUCGUGGUUUUACUUGUAAGUCUGAAGAUCAAGCCGUCGAGACGACAGUGCGAGUGCCUUCGAAAUUUCGAGUUGCUUCGAGGUGGGCAUCACGUGCUGAGAAUUUGUUCCACACCUGGCGAGCCUCGAGUCCAACAGCAGGCCUUUGUAUGCGCCCGCAAUACAGUCUCUUGAUCCCCAUCAUCCUAGUACCCACAAAUUGA